Zingiber officinale is the source of this 3961-nucleotide messenger RNA. Its product is annotated as ubiquitin carboxyl-terminal hydrolase 2-like. NCBI's taxonomy places the organism in Eukaryota, Viridiplantae, Streptophyta, Magnoliopsida, Zingiberales, Zingiberaceae. Bases 374 to 3355 code for a protein of 993 amino acids. Gene Ontology annotation, molecular function: cysteine-type endopeptidase activity; zinc ion binding; cysteine-type deubiquitinase activity. The record is from RefSeq and is a predicted model, not a curated record. The transcript has 2 exons. Gene Ontology annotation, cellular component: cytosol; nucleus. Gene Ontology annotation, biological process: protein deubiquitination.
CGGUCAAGUCGGUUCCACACUCUCUCUCUCGCUCGCUCGCUCGCUCUCUCUCUCUCCCCAACAAAACCUUCAAAUUCCCUUUUGCAGUUUUUUAGGGCAGUCGCGAGGUCUCUCUCUCUCUCCGUCUCGCCUGCUUGGAUCAUCCGAUUCCGUUUGUAUUGUUAUCAAGCUCUUCUCGUCUCACACAGUGAUCGGAUCCUUUUCUCUCCGUCUCGGUAAUUCUGUGAUUUUUUUGUUGUUUAAAUCAAGUCCACUUGGAUAGGGAAGCAGGUUUUGCUGUUUGAUUCUUUGUGCCUGGAUCAAUAUCUUCUUCUUAAAAAAAAAAAAUUGGAUUUGGAUUUGGAUUUGGUUUGGAUAGUCUUGAUCGGUUUCAAUGGGGAAGAAGGUGAAAAGUAAAAGGUUGAACGCUCGCGGAUUGCAUCCUCGGGCUCCCAACCCAGGGGCAAGAGGUUCGGGGGAGGAUGUGGAUGGUGAGGAUGCCGUGGCCGGAGGAUUUUGUAGCCAUUACAGUAAAGACAAUGCCCAAUUGAAUCAGGUUCUUCUUGGAAUCUUGUCAUCCGAUGUUGCCCCCACUUGCGAGGGAUGCAGGGACUAUCCUCCUGCUAAAAGAGUCGGGGAUAAGAAGGGUAAGCAAGAGAAAAAGAGGGAAGGAGGAGCAAAGAGCCCCGGCGGGCAUCCUGUUUGGGUAUGUUUGGGUUGCAAUCGCUGCUUCUGCAGGGGAGCAGUGAAUGACUCGGUGCCUUACGGCCAUGCUCGCAGGCAUUGGAAGCAGGUGCACCAUGAUCUCAUGGUGAGAUGUGACAAGCCUGAAAUUGGCUGGUGCUUCUCGUGCAACUCAUCGAUCCAUAUUGAGUUGCCAAACGCUGAUGCAGAGGAGGAGGAGGCUAAAUCAGUUGGAGAUGAUAAGAGGGUUAAAGUUUUAGAGGCUGAGCCUUUUACCAUGAAUGAAGAGAAGGGAUAUGUGAUAAGAGGGUUGUCAAACCUGGGAAACACUUGUUUCUUUAAUUCAGUGAUGCAGAAUCUUCUGGCAAUAGAUUUGCUCAGGCAGUACAUGUUGAACUUGAACAGGCCUAUUGGACCGCUUACUAUGGCGUUGAAGAAGUUAUUCAGUGAAACAAGUACUGGGCCAACUACUAAAGGUGUAUUGAACCCAAAGAAUCUUUUUGGAUGUAUAUGUUCCAAAGCACCUCAGUUCAGAGGUUACCAGCAGCAGGACAGCCAUGAAUUGCUACGUUGCUUGCUUGAUGGGUUGCAUGCUGAAGAGAGCAAUGCUGGAAAAGAGCAGGAUACCGAUGAUCAAGGCUCUCCAAAUUUAGAGAGCACCUUGGUUGAUAACGUAUUUGGUGGCCAGCUAUCUAGUACAGUCCGUUGUGUUGAAUGUGGCCAUUCUUCUACAGUUCAUGAGCUGUUUCUAGAUUUAUCACUGCCAGUGCCUUCAAAGAAGUCAACUUCCAAGAAAGCUCCACCUUCUCCACCUAAAAGGAAGCCACCUCCAAAAGAAAGAAAUAAAAGUAGGAAGUUUCAAGAAAAAGCAAAUGCCAGAGGAUCUGUUGUCUUGCCUCAAUGUGGACCUGAAGAAAGAGUUACUUCCUCAGUGGACUAUUGCGAGUCAUCUGAUCCACCCAAAACAGAAGAAAACAAUAACUGGGGCACUGCUGCACCAAAAACAGAACUAGAUAUUGCUCCAGAAGCUGAGGGUUCAUCAUGGAUGGAUUAUCUUGCAGAACCGACGAUGACAGCAGAUGCUUUAGAUUUUGCUAUUCAAUCUUCUCACCCUCCUAAUACCUCUCAAUUAUUUCAGAAUGAAAACAAAAUUUCUGUUGGAUCAGAAGUGGACAAUUCUCCUACACAACCAAAAGUUUCUUUGGAUUCGAACAUUGAUAAUGUUAGCAGAAAUGAUACUUCUUCUUCAUGCGUACAUGAUCCUGGAGUUAUUUUGCUUCCUUAUAAAGCACUAGAUCACAUCACUGGUGUCAUGUUUGGUUUCAAUUCUUCUCAGAGUCCUGAUAACGAGUCUUCCUCUGGAAAUUUGGCGGAGGAACCAAGUGUCGAGGCAGCUGCCAUUGCUGACUCUGAACAAGUAGAUGUCGAGUUUGAUGGAUUUGGUGAUCUAUUUAAUGAACCAGAGGUUACUUCAGAGCUGAAGGCUGAAACUGGCAUGGUUGAAGAGACGCCUGCGACUCUUUGGACCAAUAACAGUUGUGAGAUUAAUCAGGAAGUGGAUAAUAGUGAAAAUAUUGUUUCAAUUGAAAGUUGUCUAACAUUAUUUACCAACAUGGAGCUUUUGUCCAAUGAACAUGCAUGGUACUGUGAGCACUGUUCGGGAGCCUUGUCAAGUGAUAUGAUUACUGAUGAGACAUGCAAGAGUGAUCCUUUACCAACACUAGGCAACACAAGCAUGAUGAAGCUUCAGGAUGAAGGGGAUGAAUGCACAACUGAAAAAACUUCUCUUGACUUCCAGGUGAGCUACCUCCAUUCAACUGGUCUUAGCAAUUUAGGAAAUAGACGGACAGCAUCAGUCAGUGCAGAGACCGAGUUACUCUCAGAAAAGCCCGAUUCAGAGCAGAAAUCAUAUGUGGGUUGUGAUUUGGAUGAAGCAAAAUUUAAAAAUGAAGCGAUCACUGAUGGUAAUAACAAAGUUUUUCCAGACUAUAUAUCAAUUGGUCAAACAGACAAAUUAAAUGUGAUGGCAGAAGAUCAGGAAUUUACAGAUUCAAGGCCUAAGCAAAUUGAGGGUGACAAAACUGCAAGUGUCAAGGAAGAAGCUCAAUUUAGUGGGCAUGCUCUAGCAGCUACUUUGACUAAUUGUCCACAUGAUAUUGGGGAAAACUUGAUGAAUCCCUGCAGAAAUAACAAACUUGCAAUUAACUUACGGAAAAAGUGUUCAAAUCUUUCAAGCCAAGCUUGUCCAGCCCAAUAUAUAAGGGUCAAAAAAGAGGAACCUGCAAAGAAGAAAUUCAAGAGGGAUGCAACUAAAAGGAUUUUAAUCAGCAAAACACCACCUAUUUUGACUGUACAUUUGAAGAGAUUUAGUCAAGAUGCUCGUGGUCGAUUAAGUAAGUUGAGAGGCCAUGUUCUCUUCCACGAGAUACUUGAUUUGAGGCCUUAUCUAGAUCCAAGGUGCGAGGAAAAUGAAAACUGCAUUUACUCCCUUUUUGGGGUGGUCGUACACUCUGGUGGCAUGGCUGGUGGUCACUAUAUUGCCUACGUGCGAGGUCAAAGGAACAGUGAGAAAGCGAGGAAGGACGUAAAUUCAUCCUCCUGGUUUUACGCCAGCGAUGCUCAUAUCAGGGAGGCUUCUUUUUCUGAAGUCCUUCAGUGUGAAGCCUACAUUCUGUUCUACGAGAAGAUAUAAUCAUCUAUUCAAUACACUCAUGAAAAUCCCUCUAAACAUGUGAAGAACUGGGAACCUCUACACGUGCUUGCCACCGAGAGAGUCCAAUCCAUGGAGAUAGACAGGAAUUCUCAAGUACUGCUGGUCUGCCACCAACCACAUUUGAAACUCAAGUCAAGAUGAAAAUGUGGUGGAUCGGCUUCUUGGUGCCGCAAGAUUUCCGGACAUAUCACAUGAAUGAUUCGAACUUGUUUGAGAGGCUCCGAAGACUCUGCGCCCACAUUUUUGAGAACGCUGUUAAAUCUCAGGGGUAGUAUCCAUCUUCAUACAGGUGAUUUUCCAUCAUGAAAAUUGGAUUGCACAUUUUGAAUACAAAAUUUGCUCUAAACAGUCGAUUCAUGGGUAUAGUCUACAAAACUUGCUGGAGAUGUUUCAUUGAGAGUUGUUUCCAUUGAUCAAUCGCUUAUAUCCCAAUGAAUAGAACUUGUAUCGAUCUAAACGUGUGUUCGUGGUGGAUAACUUAUGUGAAUGCUCUGUUUAUAUUCCUUUCUAAAAUUGCAUUGUAUAUUAUAACUUUCAUUUUCAUUUUCUAAUGAAUUAUAACAGUUUUAUUUUCUUGUGAGAAAA